CCAAAAGAGAAACCUUACUUGACGCUCUCCUUCAAGGAACUAGACCCCGAAAAGAAUCUACUUUUCCUUCAUUUUUAUCAACUAUCUUUAACAUCCUAGUGCCGAGGACGGGAUAUGAACCCACACCAAGUGUCGAAAUCCCUCGACUUUGUCCAAGGUUUUGCACGCAAUGUCGAGAUGUAUUCUCCAAGGGGAAAUGCGCAUGUUCUUUUGUAUUCCUUUGAACCAUAGCAAUUUUAAGGGACUUGCUCUUGGUUCCACCUCAAAAAUGCAUUCUUCCGUUUAUUUUGACAAAUCCUCACUUUGUUCUGCCUCUGGUAGGCCCUCGGCCUCUUGGUGCCCCUUUCAAACGAAUCUACUCUGUUUCAGGGAAUAGGGAAUUCAACUUGAGACAGGCUCAGUCUGGGCUGGAAUUUCAUGAUUGAUUAAUUUGGUUCCUCGUCGGAGGUGGUUCGUCCUUGGAUUUCCGAACGCUUUAAAUCAGCCUCUCCUAUCCUCCUCUUCGUUGGGCCAAAAUGUCUCAAAUGUCGUCAAUCAAAGAUAGCAUCCUGGAUGUGACAAGACUGGCCAGACUUAAGAACUGUUAAAAGCACACACCCACAAGCGCACAUGGACAAGGCGGAAAUGCAAAGUGGUCCUAUCUCAAUUCUCCUUAGCUUUGAUGGCUAGCUGUUUCUGUUGCUCCACCCAAGUGCAACAAAGAUCAAGGGUUACUUGUCAAUCCUAUCUUGGAGAAAAGAAGGGGUAAGUCUCUGGUGGAAAGUGGAAAAGUGUUCCAUUAUCGUUCCUCGAAUAUCUUAUCAUCCUCAUUGUGGCCGUACCCACCCGCCUCACCUCGUCAUUACCUAUGAAUCAUAUUGACAAAUAAUUAUUGAGGCAAUAUCCUCCGUGGGGUCUGGAUCAACUGUGAAUAAUAGCACGCUAAGGGAUCAUCGAUCCAUCCAGUGUUGGCGCUCAUUUGGAGUGGAUUCACUCACACCUCUUAUCUCGGAAUCUUUCGACAAUUAGCUCCAUGGUCUCACUACCUUUUCAUGCUACACGCUCCUCGAAUCCUAAUGGGAUCAUUCCUAUGAUGAGAGGUGGACAGAUCAUCAUCGGGUGAUUCUUUUAAGCGCCAUGACACUCCAAAUGAACCAGUGAACAGAAGGAGCUAAGUAAUUUCUGGAACGUCGAUGACUCACAGAUCUCUCAUGGUGUUUUGAAAGAACAGGAUAUUUGACCCAAGAACAACAAGGACGACAGAAAUAAUAGUGGACAAGAAAGAAUGGGGUGUGCACAAAGCGUUGACGAUGAGACCUUGAGGAAUCGACGCAUCAAUCGCGAGCUCUACCGAGAUUACUCGACGGAUGCUCAGAUCGUCAAGUUGCUCCUUUUGGGCGCGGGCGAAUCCGGGAAAAGCACCAUCGUGAAGCAAAUGAAGCUCCUUCACGCUGUCAAUGACCGGGCCACCACAGGCUUUUCCGAUGAGGAGAAAGUGGAAGCCCAACGAGCCAUUUAUGCCAACAUCAUGGACUCAAUUGUGGCCUUGAUCGAGGCCAUGGAGAAUUUCGGCCUCAAAUUAAACAAUAACAGACUUGAAGAGGACAAGUUCAAGGUCCUACGUUUUGCCAUGAACAACGAAAGCCACCGACCUCCAGAGGAUGUGGUUAUGGCCAUGAAGAACCUGUGGAGGGAUGGCGUCAUCCAAGCUUGCUACCAGCGGCGGAAUGAAUUCCAAAUGAACGACUCGGCCGAGUACUUCCUCAAAGACCUGGACCGAGUUUGCUCCAAGGACUUCAUUCCCAACGACCAGGACGUGCUCCGCACCCGUGUCAUCACGUCGGGGAUCGUCAAAAUCGAGUUCCAGUUCAGGAAACUCCGAUUCCACAUGUUUGACGUGGGCGGACAACGAUCCGAGCGGAAGAAAUGGAUUCAUUGCUUUGAUAACGUCACGGCAGUCCUGUUCAUCAUCAGUCUCUCCGAAUAUGAUCAAGUUCUGUUCGAAGACAACCAAACCAAUCGAAUGCACGAAUCCCUCAAUUUAUUCGCCUCAAUUGUUAACAACAUCCACUUCAAGACCAAACCUUUCAUCGUGUUCUUCAAUAAGAAGGACUUGUUCGAGGACAAGUUGAAGCACAAAAGCAUUCGCAUAGCCUUCCCCGAUUACACGGGGGAUAAAUCGUUCGAGAGUACGUCCGAUUUCAUCAUUGACAAGUACUUGAAUCAAAGUCAAGUGAGUUCCAAACGUCGAGCCAUUUACCCGCAUUUGACCACCGCCACAGACACUGAAUUGGUGAACCGGGUUUUCACCAAUGUGAGCGAUAUCAUACUCAAUGAUAUCCUCAAAGAUAUCGGACUCAACUGACCAUUCAUGUCCGCAAUUUGUUUCUGUUAGAAAUCUUUGGUAUUGUUGGAAAAUUAUACCAUUUGUUGAUGCCAGUCCA
Messenger RNA from Tigriopus californicus, 2423 nucleotides. Its product is annotated as guanine nucleotide-binding protein G(t) subunit alpha-3-like. Gene Ontology annotation, cellular component: heterotrimeric G-protein complex. Lineage: Eukaryota; Metazoa; Arthropoda; Copepoda; Harpacticoida; Harpacticidae. Gene Ontology annotation, molecular function: GTPase activity; G-protein beta/gamma-subunit complex binding; guanyl nucleotide binding. The record is from RefSeq and is a predicted model, not a curated record. Bases 1265 to 2344 code for a protein of 359 amino acids. Gene Ontology annotation, biological process: adenylate cyclase-modulating G protein-coupled receptor signaling pathway. The transcript has 3 exons.